Molecule: messenger RNA, 611 nt
Organism: Gasterosteus aculeatus aculeatus (three-spined stickleback)
Lineage: Eukaryota; Metazoa; Chordata; Actinopteri; Perciformes; Gasterosteidae
Gene: tomm7
Product: translocase of outer mitochondrial membrane 7 homolog (yeast)
Biological process (GO): protein import into mitochondrial matrix
Cellular component (GO): mitochondrial outer membrane translocase complex
Source: RefSeq, a predicted model, not a curated record
CCCUGACGUCACUUCCUGCUCUUUCUUGUCCUUGGACACCGCAUCGCUACCGUUCCGGAUAAACACAUGGCUAAACUGAGCAAAGAAACCAAACAGCGGCUGCAGCAGCUGUUCCAAUGCGGACAGUUUGUCAUCAGAUGGGGUUUCAUACCAACCGUGUUGUACCUCGGUUUCAAACGGGGAGCAGAUCCAGGAAUGCCUGAGCCCACAGUCUUGAGUUUGCUAUGGGGCUGAAGAACGCCUCCACACAGCCGGCGCCCUCCCUUCAUCGGGACCAUGUGACCCACCUCUCAUUGGAAAUCCGGGACAUUAUUUUCUCACUCUCAGCCAUAACACAUACUGUCCGAUAUCCGGGGAAGCAAUGAGUGCAUGUUGUGUUUGGCUGUGAUGUUUAUGGCCUGAUGCAUCGAGAGUGUCUGCUACAUGGAAAGAAGAUAUUUGGAUCAACAAGCUGUAUUCAUGACUUCAUUUUUGAACAUAAAUGGACUUCAUUAUGCGUUGGUGUUUAGUUGGGAAUGUGUGACAGCGAUGUUUGGAUUUAACAUUCAUUCCUUGUUUUCCUUUUUAUUUGUAAUUUAAGAUUUCUGAGAAUAAAUCCACAAAGAGAUGAA